AGUACUGAGCACGACCAGGUAGUGGUUGUAGGAAUGAGCAGUAUGACUCUGUCUCGAGGCCUAAAAAUUUCGGAUUUUUUUACAACUCCAACUUGAUACCACGGUCAACUUCUGAAUGAUCCGCCUUACAACUUUCAAAGUUCAAUUCUUGUUUCCCUCUAUUGUAUUAAGCCCGCAACGACGACCCUAACGACUCCGUGACGACCAUUUUUACAUUAAGAACCUCAAUCUCUUCAUCCUCUAUUACUAUUUCUAACCUCCACUAAGAUCAAAAAGAUGUCGCUCACAGUUCGUCAGGCUUCUCAGCUUGCGCCAGUUGUACGUCAGGGUAUCGACAAAUUGGCGAAACAGCUAGACGAUCAGGAGGAGAUUAUCAAAUUUUUGAAGCCAACACUGCGCGCAAAUGCUUUGAAACUAGAAGCGGUUACGAGCAAGGUACUACUGCUUGUUCAGUAAGAUGAUGAUCAAUUUCGAUGUCAUGAUGAAAAAGAAGUACAAGAUUUUUUUACGUGCUUUAGUUCUUCAUUCCUAUCACGUUCUUCUUCGUCCAGUUCGCACUUGCAGUCUUCAACAUUACAAUUACUACGAACUACUCACACCUUAUUUCAACAGCUUCGAGCAAUCGAGAGCGACAAAAACUCUUUGCGCGCGACCUUGGCUCAGCUUGAUGAGGCGACAACGAAUUUUGAGGAAAUCUACGUGCAAAAGCAAGCACUUCUGGUGCAAAAUUUGCAGAAUACGGCAGACAGAAUAGGAACGACCCAGACACUCACAAACAGCAUUGUUAUGGAGAUGCCACAUCCGUAUUGAUAUACUUAAUCUAUAAAUUUUCGCUUCUGUUUGUAGUGACUCGUCCUACAACCGUUUAUCUAGGGUCAAGAAGUCCUGUGCUCAUUGUUCUUUCAUGAUCUCAUCCCUUUUUAUCAUUUAGUGGAUAACAUGAUCGAAUCUACAUCUACAACUUACCUACCACAACAGGUAUUUCCAGCAGUUGGCGAGAGAUUAUCAAGCACAGUUAGACAGAUUGAAGCAAACAAUUGCGGAUAGUCAGCGAGCUUUACAGGGAUAUCAGAAUGAGAAACAAGAGGCAGCAGCGACUAACGAAAUUCAAGAAGCAGCGAUAGUGGUAGUUGUUGAUAUCAUGAUGCAUGAUGAUGUGUUUUUAGCGAGAUGUUGUACUAUUAUCAUUUGAUAAUUGUGAAGAGACUCAGACUACAACAACAUGGUCCUCCUGCUGGCUCAUCCUCCAUGCAUUGUUCAUGACACUAGUAACAUCAUCUUGAUAUUAUUACGUAGAGGUGAGACAUUCAUGUUGAUUGAUGGUGUAGAUUACUUCUCCAUCUCUACCUCUAUUAGGGCCGCAAGAUCGAAUUGUCUAUCCGUGCCAAUUACGCAUGCUUUCGACAUGUUGCGGGGGCUCUGCUCAACCUCGAAGAGAGGUCAGAACAUUUGAAGCAAGUCGCCAUGCGGGAAAGGGGCAUUAACAUGAGGUCGAUCCUCACUCUCCUCAACGCCUCUGACGACCCUGCUUCUGCUGCUAGCGGUGGACUAGGAGGAGCUCAUGCUCAGAAUGGGGCAAAUACGAAUAACGGAGGUGGUAGAGCAGGCGCACUUGGAGGUACUACGGGAGCAAACGGUACUGCAACUAGUGCUGGCAGUAAUAAUAUGUUAGGAGGGUCACUAGGAACAGGUGCAGGAGCUGGAGGAAAUCCGGUUUUCGGAGGUGGCUUGGUUAGCGGCCAAGGAGUAGGGAACAGCAAUACACUGUUGGGUGGCCAAGUGCCUAAUCAGCCAGGAGCACCUGGAGGAGGUGGACUUUUUGGCAAUACCACGACUACUGGUGCAGCAAGUUCUGGAGGUGGUUUGUUUGGCAAUACUGGGACACAGCCAGCAGCAGGUGGCUCUCUAUUCGGAAAUACCACAGCACAGCCAGCAGCUGGUGGAACUACGUCUCUCUUCGGAGGAGGAGCAGCGCAGCCCGCUGCUGGAGGCAGUUUGUUUGGAUCACAGCCAGCUGCAAAUGGAGGUGGUAGUUUAUUCGGUGCAGGUGCGAAUAAACCACAAGGUGGAAGCAUCUUUGGCAGAUGAUGAUGAAAGAUUGCAUAGUUAGAAGUCUCUUGCUCUUCCUCACAUCAACACGUCAGCUUCACAAUCUACGCUUAUUUCCACAACGCACAUCUUCACCGUGAAGAUUCCUCGAAUUAAUUUGAUCACGACUAAAAAGUCAUUUGUCAUCGAGACCUGUUCGAUGAGUUACCUCAAGAAUCGACGAAUAUUUAUAACAUGCAGCAGAGCAGAAGGAGGACGCUGAUGUAGCUGUACAUGUGAACGCUGUAGCUGUACAUGUCGGCGUUCUUCCUCUGCUAGUACGACGUAC
Messenger RNA from Amoebophrya sp. A25, 2377 nucleotides. NCBI's taxonomy places the organism in Eukaryota, Dinophyceae, Syndiniales, Amoebophryaceae. The record is from the annotation of a GenBank genome assembly.